CAAAAGCUAACUCUCAUGCCAUUCGAAAGAGGAUCAUGAAAAACCUAUAAAAAAAUGGUUCAUGAAAUUUUAUUUCGCUCAUAAAGCUAAAGUCCGCCUGCUCAAGCAAAAAAUGUCCACUGUGCGGUAGAGAAGAACAUUACAAAAGUACAUUGUUCUGUUCUUUUAAGAAAACAAAAAAUAUUUAUGUAGGGAAAUAUAAAAGAGAAAGAGUCUAUGUUACAUUACUGUAUGUUAUCUGAGUACAUGUGUCUAAACAAAUAUUACUGAUCGAAGAAAAAAAGCUUUACUUUUCUGUUUGUGAACCAAGCCGGAGUCAAGCUCGUUUUUAGGAAUGUUUUCAACAGUAGGUUAAUAGUUAUUUGAUAAACCAAAUACCGUAUGCAGUGCCGUGGCGGGGGAAAAGCAGGAGAGGUGUAAAUUUUUUUGAGAGAUAGCCAUAGAAGUCAAAAAACACAAUUUUCUUUUAUACACAUCUAUUGGUUAUUAUCUUUCUUAUCAAUUUGAGUUUUUUUUUCUCGUUGAAGAAAACGUGGGAGACAGAAAUUGCCCUCAAAUAGUUUGAGAAUAAAACUGGAAGAAUGCAGUUUGUCGUUAAAUAUUGAACCCAACAAUGUAAAUGUUAAAACUUUGGUCAAAAAAGAUACAUUUUACAUUUAAAAUGUUUCUUUUAUUAGCUGCGCCAGAACAGAAAAGAACAAUACAUAAAGGACGCAUGCCAUCUUUUUUCUGUUUUUUUCUUUCCCGGCUGUGUAUACUGUGUGCGCUGAAGAACACUCCUUACAUACAUUAGAGCUCUACCGUUUAGCUUAUCUUUAUCUUUUUCUUGAUGUCGCAAGCAGAUUAUGCUUCCUUUAUUAGAAUUCUAGCAUGUAAGUCUUCUUUUUCUUUUUCUGUAUGCCACAUAUCCAUAUCCAAAUGUAACAUUAAUGUCUUAUAUGCGAAAUAAAGAUAAAGAGUAGUAUAAAGAGAGCAAUAUAAAGAGCAGUAUUUACUUGAAGGAAGUAAUUAUAAAUAUAAAUAUCAAUUAUGUCUUUUUGUUGUUUCUUUAGUUGCUGCAUUAAAAACGAUCUCUAGUAAUAUCAAGAAUACCGACCAAAUUAGCGCAAUGGUACCAUCAUCAAUAUUAUCUCAUCGAAUAUUAUCGGCAAUAAAUUCACCUCAUACCCAAAGAGCUAUAUCAUUUGCUACUAAUGAGUAUUCGAAAGUUAAAUCUGCACAUAGAGAAGCAAUACCAUCAUCAUCAUCUGGUCUAUGUGAUUUUGUAUAUGGUAAUCCACGUGAUACGGCAUUACCUGCAUUUUUAUCGUCAUAUCAUAAAUAUGUAGAACCAUUAAAUACUGAUUGGUAUGCUUAUUGUAAUACAACGAAUUUUAAUUCACAACCUUCUCGUAAAAUUAUUGCAUCAAAUUUAUCGAAAAAACUAUCACCUUUAUCAUUUGAAUAUGAAGAUAUUUAUUUAGUCACAGGAAACUUUGGUGGACUUUAUACAUGUCUAUCUAUGUUGUUAAAUAAAGACGAUGAAGUCAUAUUUCCUAUUCCAUCAUGGUUUUUUUAUCAAUCAAUGAUUAUAGCAUGUCAAGCAAUAUCUAUUGAGGUUAACAUAAAUAUCAAUACCUAUGAUUUAAAUAUAGAUGAUAUAAAAAGUAAAAUAAAUGAUAAAACAAAAAUACUUAUCAUUAAUUCACCUCAUAAUCCAUCAGGUAAAAUUUAUUCAUUAUCUACAUUACAAUUAUUGUCAGAUAUGUUAUUAGAUGAAUAUAAUAAACGUCAACAAAAAUAUGGUCACGAUGCUCAGCCUAUAUGGUUAAUAUCUGAUGAAGCAUAUAGUCGUAUUCUAUUUAAUAAUAAUGAAUUUAUUUCUCCUGCUUUAGUCUAUCCAUAUACAUUUAUAUGUUAUACUUAUGCUAAAACAUUACUAAAUCCCGGUAUUCGACUGGGAUAUGUAGCAUUAUCAAAUCAAAUACCUUUAAAUUAUCGUUCGUUAUUUCGUACAUAUUUACCUCACACAGUGGUAACGAAUGGAUAUAUGGUACCUGAUUGUGUAACACAAUAUAUGAUACAAGAUAUUGAAACAUUAUCCAUUAGUAUUGAUAUAGAACGUCUGGAAAAGAAAUUAAAUAUGAUGUUAGAUAUAUUAUUAUCAAUAGGAUAUAAAAUACCAAAACCACAAGGAACAUUUUAUAUACUUGUUAAGUCACCUUUAGAAGAUGAUCAAGCAUUUUGUCGUCUAUUAUCUAAAUAUAAUGUUUUGUGUUUACCAGGCUCAGUAUGUUGUAUACCUGGAUAUUUUCGUAUAUGUUUAACUGCAAAUGAAGGUAUGAUUGAAAGAAGUCAAGAUGGAUUUAAACAAGCAUAUCAACAAGCUAUCUCUUCUUCUGAAAAUGACAACAAUAAAGACUGCUCAGUAAUAACAGAUAAACAUACUUUUCCAAGUAGUGAUGAUGGAAGUUCAUUAAUUUGA
This is a messenger RNA of Didymodactylos carnosus, 2464 nucleotides long. The record is from the annotation of a GenBank genome assembly. Lineage: Eukaryota; Metazoa; Rotifera; Eurotatoria; Philodinida; Philodinidae.